AUGACUUGUCUGCUACCAACUCCUUCCUCUAUGUCUAUGGGCAGGGCAUCUCUACAUGGGACUUCCCUGGAUACUUUUCAACUCAUAUCGGAGCAAGGAAGCAAGUGGCUAAAAUGGUGGAAGUUACUUCAGCGCUUGGGGGAAGAGGACUCUCUACCACUGCUGAUUGGAUCCGGGGAUGCUCAAACGGAUAACAACAAAAAGAAGAGUGAGGGUUCUAUGGUAUGGAUGGCUUUGGUGAGCAUAGCAGGAAAGACCGACGAGAAAUUGAUGUCUGUAGAAGAAGGAAUUGAAAGCUAG
Prunus armeniaca (apricot) is the source of this 300-nucleotide messenger RNA. The record is from the annotation of a GenBank genome assembly. NCBI's taxonomy places the organism in Eukaryota, Viridiplantae, Streptophyta, Magnoliopsida, Rosales, Rosaceae.